GGGCCCGAGCACAGUGCCGUCCGCGCUCCAGCUGCAGGCCGCCGCUGUGCUGCGUUUAGUGGGAGCGCUGCUAAAAGAGAAGCAGGACAAUAGCAGACAAAAGGUCCCCGUGCAGGACGGAGGACGCAACGGAUCUUUUCUUGUCAGGACUUUGUGGAGAUCUUUUUGGGAGGAAAAGCUGCAGCUCUGUCUCCGUGCAUGUCCCAUCCGGAGGAGUAUAAACCCGGAGCGGAGGGUCGCACCGACUACCACUGAGCCCCGACAGCCGCCAGGCAGCAGCCCGCCGCCAGCAUGAGCCUCACACGGAGCCCCGUCCUCCUCCCCGCUGCCUUCAGCCUGCAGCUCCUGCUGCUCUCUGCCCGCAUCCAGGUUUCUUCAGCUUCGGGAUUCUUUGAGCUUCAGAUUUUGUCGAUGCAGAACGUUAACGGGCAGCUGCAGACCGGCGCCUGCUGCGACGGGUCCCGGGACGCGACGGAUCAGCGCUGCGCCGCGGACGAAUGCGACACCUACUUCCGGAUGUGUCUGAAGGAGUACCAGCUGAAGGUUUCCUCGGCCGGACCCUGCAGCUUCGGCAUCGCCGCCACGCCCGUGCUCGGCGGGAAUACCUUUUCUUUGCGCAACGCCAAGAGCGACAGAGCCAGGAUCGAGUUGCCGUUCAGCUUCGCGUGGCCGAGGUCGUACACGUUGAUUGUGGAAGCCUUGGACUUCAACAACGACUCUUCCUCCGGCAGCGUCGGCGGGGAGGUGAUCGAGAAAGCCGUCCACUCGGGGAUGAUCAACCCGAGCCGGCAGUGGCAGAGCCUGAAGCACAACGGCCCCGUGGCUCAGUUCCACUACCAGGUCCGCCUCAGCUGCGACGAGCACUACUACGGCUUCGGCUGCAACAAGUUCUGCCGCCCGCGAGACGAAUUCUUCGGCCACUAUGAAUGCGACCACAAUGGCAACAAGACGUGCCUGGAGGGCUGGUCCGGUCCAGACUGCAACACUGCGAUCUGCAGACAGGGCUGCAGUGCAGAACACGGAAUCUGUAAAGUUCCUGGAGAGUGCAAGUGUCUGUAUGGCUGGCAGGGGGAGUACUGCGAUCAGUGCAUCCCUCAUCCCGGCUGUGUUCACGGCAGCUGUGUGGAGCCCUGGCAGUGUCUCUGUGACACCAACUAUGGUGGACAGCUGUGUGACAAAGAUCUGAACACGUGUGCGACGCUGCAGCCGUGUUUGAACGGAGGAACCUGCAGCAACACGGGACCAGACAAAUACCACUGCUCCUGUCCCGACGGCUACUCCGGGGUCAACUGUCAGAGAGCGGACCACGCCUGUCUGUCCAACCCCUGUCUCAAUAGAGGAAGCUGUGUGGAAACCAGUCAGGGUUUUGAGUGUCGCUGUGUCCCCGGAUGGACCGGACCCUCCUGCUCCAUCAAUGUGGACGAGUGUCUGGUGAACCCCUGCAGCCAUGGGGGAACCUGUCAGGACCUGCUUAAUGGUUUCAAGUGUACCUGUCCUCCUCAGUGGACUGGAAAGACCUGCCUCAUCGAUGCCAACGAGUGUGACGACAACCCCUGCGUCAACGCCAACUCCUGCCGAAACCUGAUUGGAGGAUACUUCUGCGAGUGCCUCCCAGGCUGGACGGGCCAGAACUGUGACACCAAUAUCAACGACUGUCGAGGCCAGUGUCAGAACGGAGCUACCUGCAAGGACCUGGUGAACGGUUAUAAGUGUGUGUGUGCUCUGGGCUUCGGCGGUGAACGCUGUGAGAAAGACGUGGACGAGUGCUCCAGCGGGCCGUGCCUCAACGGCGGCCGUUGCCAUGACGAAGUUAACGGCUUCCGCUGCCUGUGUCCACCUGGUUUCUCCGGAAGUCGCUGUCAGCUGGAUAUCGAUUACUGCCUCCACAGUCCGUGUCAGAACGGCGGCCGGUGUUUCAACCUGGUGGCCGACUACGUCUGCGAGUGUCCCGAAGACUACGAGGGCAAGAACUGCUCGCGGCUGAAGGACCACUGCCGCACCACGCCCUGCAAAGUGAUUGACAGCUGCACAGUGGCGGUGGCGUCCAAUAGCACACCGGGCGGGGUGCGUCUGAUUUCGUCCAACGUGUGCGGCCCCCACGGGCGGUGUCGGAGUCACGCCGGCGGACAGUUCAGCUGCGAGUGUGAGGAGGGAUUCACCGGGACGUACUGCCACGAGAAUAUAAAUGACUGUGAGAGCGCCCCCUGUCUGAACGGAGGAACCUGUAUUGAUAAAGUCAGUCAGUAUCAGUGUAUCUGUGCUGACGGCUGGGACGGCCCCACCUGCCACAACAACAUCGAUGACUGCAGCUCUGCUCCCUGUCAGAACCGCGGCGUCUGUCAAGAUCUGGUCAACGAUUUCUACUGUGAGUGUAACAACGGCUGGAAGGGCAAGACCUGCCACUCAAGAGAGAGUCAGUGUGACGAGGCGACCUGUAACAACGGAGGAACCUGCUACGACGAAGGCGACACCUUCAAGUGUCUGUGUGCUGCAGGCUGGGAGGGGGCCACCUGUAACAUCGCGAAGAACAGCAGCUGUCUGCCGAGUCCCUGCGAGAACGGAGGGACCUGUGUGGUGGACGGAGACUCGUUCAGCUGCGUUUGUAAGGAGGGCUGGGAGGGCGCCACCUGCAGCCACAAUGCCAACGACUGCAGUCCUCAUCCCUGUUAUAACAGUGGGACCUGCGUCGAUGGAGACAACUGGUAUCGAUGUGAAUGUGCUCCGGGGUUCGCCGGCCCCGACUGCAGGAUCAACAUCAAUGAGUGCCAGUCGUCGCCCUGCUCCUUCGGCUCCACCUGUGUGGAUGAAAUCAACGGUUACCGCUGCAUCUGUCCACCAGGGAGAACCGGCCCCCGCUGCCAAGACGCGUCGGGGAGGCCCUGUGUGGUCGGAGGGCUGGUGGCUCUGGAUGGAAGCAGAUGGGACGAAGACUGCAACACCUGCCGCUGUCACAACGGCAGAAUCGGCUGCACAAAGCUUUGGUGCGGACCUAAACCUUGCAGCCUCCACAGUAAGGCUCGCGGCUCGGAGUGUCCCGCCGGUCAGACCUGCGUCGCCGUCCGGGACGAGCGCUGCUUCGUCAAGCCCUGCCCCAGCCAGGGGGAGUGCUGGAGCCCCGCCCACCGGGCCCCGCCCACAGCCAGGUGUCACACAGAAACCAGCUGUGCCAACGUCACCUUCACCUUCAACAAGGACAUCAUGGCAAAGGGUGUGACGGUGGAGCAGGUUUGUCGCGAGCUCAGGAGCCUCUACGUCGUCAAGAAUCUGUCCUCCGACUCCUCCGUCUCCGUGACCUGCGAGCCGUCGCUCAGCACCAACAACGAGAUCCACGUAGCCAUCUCAACAGAGGACCAGAGGAAAGGUAUGACCUUCGUCAAGGAAAUCACAGACAGGAUCAUGGAUCUGGUAAGCAAGAGGAGCGGCAACAGCACCAUCAUCAGCGCCAUCGCCGAGGUCCGCAUCCAGAGACGACAGAGCCACAACCCCAACGCAGACCACCUUGUGCCCCUGCUGGUUUCCGCGGUGAUUGUUGUCUGGGCGUUGGCGAUCGCCUCGAUGUUGCUGUGGUGCGUGAGGAGGCGGAGGAAGCGGAGCGCCCACACUGGGGUCAGCACACAGGCGGCGACGCCGCCGCCGCCGCCGCCGCCGUCGUCUUUGGCACCUGCAGCCGAGGACAACAACGCGCUCCACAACAGCGUCAGCACCGCCCGCGAGCAGCUCAACCACAUCAAGAAUCCCAUUGAGAAAAACACACCGAACCACCACCACCAUCAACACCACCUCCUCCUCCAUCACCACCUCUGCGAGGACAAGAACUCUGUCAACGCCAAGGGCAGGAAGUCAGACACUGGGAGCCAAUCAGACGAGGACGAGAUGGACAAGAGGCUGCAGAAGGCGAGGUUCCCCCGGGCACCACCGGCGUACUCGCUGGUAGACUGGGAGGAACAACCCCCCCACCAUACGACGGGCAAACCCCCACACUGGACUAGCAAACAGGACAACAGGCAACUGCAGUCACAGAGUGUAAACAGGAUGGAAUAUAUUGUAUAACCAACGGGGCUCAAAAUGACUGGAUGGUCCUCGGAGAUCAGAACCCCACCCAGUGGUGGAAGACUUUCUGUAGUCCAUUUGUAGUCUCUCUUUUUUUUUUUUUUGUUUAGAAUUGAAUUCACGAUUGAUUUUUGCUGUUUAAUUUAUGUUUUGACUGACACUGGUCUGAACGGUCCACUGCGGUUGGCUGGAUCUCCGAUGUUGUGGACACCUUUUGUAAACGACAGAAUUUGGACGUGCGGGAGCAUUCCUGAGUCGCCUCACGUGCACGAUUUUGUAUCUUUCCUUCCAGAAUGAGUUUUGUAUUUGAAAGUGCUGCCGGGUUGUUUCACCACAGCACCGACGAAUUUGGGGGAAAAAAAAAUAUUUAUUUAGUUUUUUGGGGGGAAAUUUCAGCCAAUAUAAAGAAUGGUCCAUGUAGAAUGUUUCUGUAUAGAUGUGUAAAUAAUGUUUUAAUUAAUCAUUGUGUAUAUUUGAUUUAUUAACUUAAUCGUGUUAAGAUAUUUCUUUUUUAUUUAUAAGUAUUGUUUAGAGAUGAAGGUUAGACAGCUUUGUAAGCUUACGACUUCUUGAUGGAAAUUUCUUUUUAUAUAUAUAUAUUUUUCGUCCACGGCAGAAGUGUUCUUGAAAGGAUAGUUUAUUUUUAGCCUUUUGGAUUUGGGCAUUUUUUUUGCCUCAACUAAACGUUUUGUACAUUGUCUGUUUUGUUGGUAUGUUUGCCAGGAUGUUCUGUUGGAAGUACUUUAAUUGUAAAUGGGGGGGGGGGUCAGAGACAGAUUUUGCUGCUUCGAGGUCUUUUUAUACAAACCAACAUGGUGGCAGACAUUUUGGUUUUGCUACUGAAAAGAAAUUCUUCAAGGGACAUAACGUUUUUGUAGUAAUUUGUAUAUUUUGUACAGUGUAAAAAUAAGAGUUGAGAAAAGGCUUUGGAUACUGUUUCCAUGUGUUUUGUAACAAUCUGAUCAGACCUGCGUAACGAAAGGGGCUCCGUUAUGUUUACGUUCAGUGUUGCUCACCGAAACUCGCCGUGUAUCCUCGAGGUCUAACAAAAGGUGUCGAGUGCAUUUCCUUCUACAUAAAACAUUUGCAAAGCCGAUUUUAAAUUUAAACUGCAUUGUUUACAUCCCAUGUUUACUAGGUUGCAGCCUUCUGCCCUGCCACGUAUUGAUCAGUGGAAUCGCAUUGGUAGGAAUUUAUAUUCUCGUGUGUGCGUACGAUACAAACUAAAUUGGGACCGUCUCGUAGAAAAACAGCCCUGUGGCCCUACUAGAGGUCUAAGACUCCACAGGGAACCUUUUAAGGAAGUACUUGAAGAGAGACUUCAACAAGGACACUGUAGAGCUGUCAUGUGACAUGUUGCCUGUUGUUGAUUGGAGGAUAAAAUAAGGCUGUGGAACCAUGUUUGAGUUCAGUCGUCAGGCCCUUUAGUUUAUGAUGGAGGAAUAAAAAAAAGUGUUUUCUCGCACAUUCCACUUUUUUGGACCUUGAAAAAUAAAAGUCUGUUUGGUACUGGCAA
This is a messenger RNA of Siniperca chuatsi (mandarin fish), 5566 nucleotides long. RefSeq names its product protein jagged-1a-like. The transcript is spliced from 26 exons. Gene Ontology annotation, molecular function: calcium ion binding; Notch binding. The record is from RefSeq and is a predicted model, not a curated record. Gene Ontology annotation, cellular component: protein-containing complex; plasma membrane. NCBI's taxonomy places the organism in Eukaryota, Metazoa, Chordata, Actinopteri, Centrarchiformes, Sinipercidae. Bases 292 to 4050 code for a protein of 1252 amino acids. Gene Ontology annotation, biological process: cell communication; heterophilic cell-cell adhesion; multicellular organism development.